This is a messenger RNA of Lytechinus variegatus (green sea urchin), 903 nucleotides long. Its product is annotated as protein FAM98A-like. The transcript has 3 exons. Bases 87 to 641 code for a protein of 184 amino acids. The record is from RefSeq and is a predicted model, not a curated record. NCBI's taxonomy places the organism in Eukaryota, Metazoa, Echinodermata, Echinoidea, Temnopleuroida, Toxopneustidae.
UUCAUCACUGCACAUGCGCAGAUCGUUCAUCCGGAAAGCCGUGUGUUGACUCUUGUAACAAAAAUAAAGCCAAAAAUCACUUCAACAUGUCAAGGACACCCAACUACCACAUGAAUCCAUAUUCCGGAGGUACACCGUCAAGAAAUUCAGGAUUCUCUCCUUACCAAGAUCAAAAUAGAGGUUCGAUGGGCCCUCCUGGAGGACACAGGCAUGGCUACUUCACUCCUCAACAAGGUGAGGCUCCCAUGAUUGGUGGAGGCAUCAUUCCAGGUCAGCGGUACCCCUCGCACAACAACUCCCCAUUCUCUACCCCAUCAUUCCAGCAGUCGCCCUAUCAGCCGAACGCGGGAUCUUCUCCCCACGAAUCGCCCAACAGGGGAGGAGGGAGAGGGGGCUACCAGAGGAGGGACUCCAGGGGGUGGGGAAGGGGGCGAGGAGGCGGACGAGGGGGCGGUGUCCAGUUUACGCCGUCGGGUCAUCAGCAGUUUCACAACAGGAAAAGAUUCUCGGGAGGAAGUCCGUACCAGAGAGGUCAGCAUGGUGGCAACUCAUCAGUCAUAGAGCGUUACUUCAAGCAAUCCAUGUUAGAAGAUCCGUGGAAGAACCUUGUGGCCAAGAAGGCAUCUGUAUCAUCAUCAUAGCUGGACUAUGAGGGCACUGUAGACCGUAGAAUUUCAGUGACACAUGAGGUCAGGGGUCACCAUUGACUGUCGGGCUACCACCGUCACCAUUUGAAGCGAGUCGAUGAUUUCACUGUAAUUUUUGUGUUGACCAUUAUUAACCUGAUCCUCAGUGAGUAUGGUGCAUGAGGUUAGUGGCCGUCAAUGACCGAUUGAGAAGGGCUGCCCAAAACCAUAGCCAAUCAGUGAUGUUGCAUAGUGACCAUUGGCAACCAGACCAGUG